AUGGAAAUUCCUUCAAAGUUUUGCGAUAUAUGCCAAUAUAUCAAACUUGAGGACUACCUCUACACUGACGAACACCACAGCACCGUCAGACUGGGGCGUUUCCAGGACAUUGCCAAGAGAACUCAAUGCCCUCUUUGCUGCCUCGCGAUCAAAGCAUUCAAUGUCCACGCCAGGACCUUUUGGAAGACUGAUGUAUACCCUGUCGAAGUUUGUUACUUAGGCAGAUAUCACGAACAAUCGAAUAAGCGCGGCCUCCAGCUUUGGUUUGAUUCAACCACCGACACAUACCCAGAAGGCAUAUCGGGCUACACUACAACCGUUGCAGAGAUCGUUCCCCUGUUCCAAAUACAAGCACUUGCACACACGGCCGGUAAGGCCGGCAAAUCACACCAUGCUCGACUUCUAGGGGAGAUGGCUGAUAUUGCUCUCAUUCGAGACUGGAUGCGCCAGUGUGCUUUAUCUCAUGGUUCGAAGUGUAACCCACCAAAGCCUCACCCCACGGAGCUCCCAGGCUUGAGAUUAUUAUUGGUCGAUGUUUUAGGCAUGAAACUGGUAGAAUCUGCAUGGGAAUCUCGGUACAUGGCUCUGAGCUACGUGUGGGGUUGGACCAAGAGUUUGAGAUGCACAAAGGCAAACAUCAACGAUCUUCGACAGGACGGGUCGCUGCAAGAGUUGAGGGACGAGAUGCCGCGCGCAAUCAGUGAUGCCAUCUGCCUUACCAAAGCUGUCGGUGAGAGAUAUCUCUGGGUUGAUGCACUUUGCAUCAUUCAGGAUGACGACGACUCAAAGCGUGUUUAUAUUUCACGCAUGGACCAGAUCUAUAGCAAUGCAUGCGUAACCUUGGUAACCCUGACACCAAAACACGCCGAAUCAGCACUUCCAGGGAUCACGCACCCGCGUAACCUCGUCCAAACGCCUGUAGAGAUUAAUGACUCGUACCUCGUUCAAAGACUGCCGCAUCUUUCUGAUGUUGUACAGGACUCUUCUUGGAAUUCUCGGGCCUGGACCUUCCAGGAAGGCAUCUUAUCUCGGCGUUGUUUGUAUUUUGCAGAGCACCAAGUAUUUUGGCAAUGUCGCACCAGUUACCAAUCGGAGGAUCAUCCGGACAACCACGAAAUCGAUUCGCCUACUCUAGAAGGGGGCUGGAUGGCUCACACUUUUGGCCAAGAAACCGGAGAUGAUCCAAGCGCACAAUUCAGACUCUAUCGAUCGCUUACUAAGUCGUAUUGCCACAGAUAUCUGACCUUCCCUAGUGAUGCACUCAAUGCUUUUUCUGGCAUCCUGUCUUCUCUGACGCACAUGCUUGACUGGAAGUUCGCGUGUGCUCUGCCGGAAUCGCUCUUCGACUUCGCAUUGCUUUGGAAACCGCAGCUCCAAAAAUCCAGAGCCAGGUGGUCGUCUGAUGAAAGGAGAGAGUCAAGUUGCACAUUACCCACUUGGUGUUGGACAGCUUGGAAAAAUCAAAUCUGGUGGGACCCAUGGCGUCUGGAUUCUUUUGCAGGACAGGACGUCACUGUGAAGACGGAAGUCGGAAGCUUUUGGAUUCGCGACUCAAGCGGGAUACGCCAAAUUCGGAGAAUCCAGGGUCCUGACCAAGACACUGAAAUGGGCAGCCUUAUAAGUAUUGAACAGAUGAUGCCGCCGUACUCAAUAUGUUUUGAAGCCAAGACCAUAUCCCUUGAGGCGUACGCCAUCUCAGAACCCCGCCUGCAGCAAAGCGCUGUGUGGAGGAAUGGAGAAGCGGGUGGUGGCUUGUCCCCGUUUUACCGCCGAACAGUAGCCGGCUCGAUCUGGAUUUAUGAUAUUGCUGGUCAGCACUGCGGAACAAUCCAUAAGUAUGACAUUGAUUCAGAGAUGAAGCUGCACAACAACUCCCACCGUCAUGACUUGGUCAUGCUAUCUCGAAGUACCCAAGCCCAAGUCACUGCGGCGACCAUCCAAGACUACAAACACCGUCUGCCCCCCGAAUACCCGUCUGACAGAGAGUACUACGAGGAGAUCUUUGACACACGUCAUUAUUGCUACAAAAAUGACUGGGCUAUCAAUAUCAUGCUGGUGCGGUGGGAAGAUGGUUUGGCGCAGCGUGUGUCUGUUGGACAGAUUCAUGUUGACGCUUGGAAUGAAUCGAUCCACAAGUCAAUUAUGAUUACACUCGUUUGA
Messenger RNA from Pestalotiopsis fici W106-1, 2160 nucleotides. RefSeq lists its product as uncharacterized. NCBI's taxonomy places the organism in Eukaryota, Fungi, Ascomycota, Sordariomycetes, Amphisphaeriales, Sporocadaceae. The transcript has a single exon. The record is from RefSeq and is a predicted model, not a curated record. Bases 1 to 2160 code for a protein of 719 amino acids.